AGCAACAGUAGCAAAGAUAUAAGAAAGCAACUACCUGGUGAUGGGGAGUCGACUACAGAUUUGAAGGUAAAGAUGGUUGUUGAUCAGCAGGAUGACCUCACUUUGAACACUGUCGUAAGUAGAAGGUGCAGACUGUUAUUCAAGUGUGUUCCAAUACCGUUAUUAUCUUACCUGUUGGCGUUUAUCGAAACCAAUGAAUUUCAGUCAAAGUGUCUGGAGGUUUCUAAGACUAUUUUUAUUAAAUCAGUCGAUUACUACUCGGUCCCUUCUGUCUUUCAUUCGCACAUGGCGGGAUCUACAGAAAAUGGUGUUGAUCCAAAGUCCGCUGGGAAUUGCUCUGUACCGUCCGGUGCGGACGAGACAGAACAUGUGCAAUGCCCGAUAUGCGCGAAGUUUGUGCUUUCUAAAACGGCUUUCAUUCAUCACAUGACCACCGAUCACGGUGAGCAAGUGAUCGCUAUGUGCAAGAUUUGCCAACAAUUCUUUCCAUCCGGUGAAAUUCAGGCGCACGCAAUCCGUUGCAAGGGGUCUCACGUGUGUCCCCAUUGUCGUUCCACUUUUGCUCUACCGUCCUACCUCCAAAGACAUCUACAUAGGCAACAUUCUUCCUAUCCGCGACCGAUAUGUGAUAUUUGUGGUAAAAAAUUCUCCUCUUCAUGUGCACUGUCCAAACAUCAACGACUACAUAGAGGGGAAAUGCCUCAUUCGUGUAAACUUUGUGGCGCCUCGUUCGCCCAAAAAUGGCACUUCCAGAUGCAUUUGGACUCCCAUCAUGCCUAUGUGGAACUGUAUAACGAACCCAAGCCAUAUAACUGCGCAGUUUGUGGACGAGGUUUCUUUUUUGCUAUUAGUCUACAAAACCAUCGAAAUCAGCAUAACAAGACGGUUUCUAAAAGUACGUUUAUUUUCUUUAUGACAUAUGUUUCAGAGUGGUCUUGUGAUAUUUGUGGGAAAGGUUUUGCUUAUCCAAGCGAGUAUAAGCGAAAUUAUCAAUGUUCUUUUUGUCCGCAACGUUUUGGUCGUUCAAGUUUGCUAAAGGCACAUAUUUUGCGGCAUACGAAUCCGGAAUCGUUUACCUGUCGUUACUGUUUACGAACUUAUUCGUCGCGUUCCUAUUUGCAUCAGCAUUUGGAGAAGCACGAGGCAGUAGACGCACAGGCUUCCUCUAUUUCUAGUUUCAGCACUGUCAGUCACCAAUUUAUUUUGCUUUGCCCAUUUUAUCUGCGAAUCAUUCUGACUGCAUUUAUUGAAGUUCGCUUCACUCAAUCAUUAAUUCGCUCACAGGCACAUGUAAGCAAACAUCCAAACCCGACACACCUCGUUCCUGUAUGUGAUACCUCGUCCAUUUCUACUUCCCCGAUCACCGUCACAAAACCCCUAUCCCUACUCCGGUGUUUUCCACUUGCUAUUUUAGUCUGCUUCCUCUAUCACGUCGGAUUUUAUGAAGAUCCAUCAUGUGGAAGAAAACAGACUCAUCGAAUCCCCUAUCCGUAA
Echinostoma caproni is the source of this 1494-nucleotide messenger RNA. NCBI's taxonomy places the organism in Eukaryota, Metazoa, Platyhelminthes, Trematoda, Plagiorchiida, Echinostomatidae. The record is from the annotation of a GenBank genome assembly.